Gigantopelta aegis is the source of this 14109-nucleotide messenger RNA. Its product is annotated as transformation/transcription domain-associated protein-like. The transcript has 91 exons. Gene Ontology annotation, cellular component: NuA4 histone acetyltransferase complex; nucleus; SAGA complex. Gene Ontology annotation, biological process: regulation of DNA-templated transcription; DNA repair. Bases 79 to 11760 code for a protein of 3893 amino acids. The record is from RefSeq and is a predicted model, not a curated record. Lineage: Eukaryota; Metazoa; Mollusca; Gastropoda; Neomphalida; Peltospiridae. Gene Ontology annotation, molecular function: transcription coregulator activity; protein binding.
CAGUGUAGGAGUAGAAGUUACCUGUUCUGGUUUUAUGAAGUAAUUAUCCCCAAAAUUGGGGACAACCGAGCUGUCACAAUGGAUACUACAAAGAUAAUGUUGGGCUCGCCCUUAAGUCCGCACGAUGCGGCAGCGCAGCUGACAACAUUCAAGUCUUAUGUGGCACUCAUCUCUGAUCCUACUCCAGGCAUUGUGGAAAAGAAACUAAAGGCAGCUCAAGAACUUAGUGAGAAUUUUGAGACUGUCGUGUCAUCAACACAGUACCCGCAGUUUCUGGCCGAGUCGAUGCGUGUGUUUCUAAAGAUUCUUGAUGAAGGAGAACCACAAUUUAUUGCUGAACAAAACAUGCAGCAACUUCGGAAACUUCUGCUGGAGAUCAUUCAUCGCAUCCCAUGUAAUGAGUAUCUGAAGAAAUAUGUUCAGCAGAUUCUCUCACUCAUGUUCAAACUACUCAAGAUUGAAAAUGAAGAAAAUGUUCUGGUGUGCAUUAGAAUUAUACUGGAGCUACAUAAACAGUACAGACCACAGAUGAAUGAUGAGAUCCAAGAUUUCUUGCAGUUUGUGAAAAGUAUUUACAGUACAUUGCCAUCACAUCUGUCCAAGAUAUUUGAUCCACGGUCGCAGAAAAAGGUGAAAGAUGUCACGGAAAUUAACGUGGAAGCCUGGCUGCAGGAGAUAUACACUGUCACAACUAUACUGACGGACAAGAAAAACGCAGACAACACCAGUAUUUCAUACAACAUCAUCCCAAAAGGAAUGCAGUCUCUGAAGGUCCUGGCUGAGCUGCCCAUCAUCGUUGUGCUCAUGUAUCAGCUGUACAAGAACAACGUGCACCCCGACAUGGCCGAGUUCAUCCCCCUCAUCAUGAACACCAUCACAUUACAGCCGUCUCCACAACACAGAGCCAGCCCUACUUUCAACAAGGAAGUGUUUGUUGAUUUCAUCGCUGCUCAAAUCAAGACAUUGUCAUUCUUGGCCUACAUUAUUAGGAUAUAUCAGGGACAAGUGAAUAAUCAUUCUCAACAGAUGGUGCAAGGCCUUCUGGGAUUGCUGACUCUGUGUCCACAGGAAGUAGCUCAUUUGAGAAAAGAACUGUUGAUAGCUGCUCGACAUAUCCUGUCAACAGACCUCAGAAACAAAUUUGUUCCUUGCAUUGACAAACUGUUUGAUGAAAACAUUUUGAUAGGAUCUGGUUGGACAACACAUGAAUCUUUACGACCGCUUGCCUAUAGUACACUGGCCGAUCUUGUACAUCAUGUGAGGACGGCCCUGCCCCUCAACGACCUGUCUCUGGCGGUGAAUCUGUUCUCGAAGAACGUCCACGAUGAAUCUCUACCCAGCAGUAUUCAGACCAUGUCCUGCCGUCUGCUCCUCAACCUGGUCGAGUGCAUUCGCUUGAAGAGCGAACAGGAAAACGGAAAUGGAAGAGAACUCUUGAUGCGAAUGCUGGAGGUGUUUGUAUUAAAGUUCAAAACAAUUGCAACAGUCCAGCUUCCUCUGAUUCUUCAAAAAUGCAAACAGCAGGCUCCAGCUAACUCUACGAACAGUACAUCAUCCACAUCAACAGAAUCAAAAUCACCCACCGAUCUCAAACCAUCGAUCACACCCAAGACACCGACAUCGACCGUGACACCUGCUGAGACGCCCACUAAAGACGAAAACAAGUCGUUCGCCAUGGGAUUGUUAGAAUCAAAAGAGAAAGAGGAUGCUACAAAGACUCAGAAUCGUUUUGGUGUUAUUCCGAGUCAGUACAGCGUGUAUUCCGUUGCUGACUGCCGAAGUCUGAUGAAAACUCUUGUGUGUGGUGUGAAAACUAUCACUUGGGGUGUGCUGUCCUGCAAGGCUAUUGGAAAUGCUGAUGCUAGCCUUAUUCAGAACAAGCAGUUUCAAUCCAAAGAAACCCUUGUGUAUGUCCGCCUGGUGAAAUAUGCCCUGCAGGCACUGGACAUCUACACGGUCAAUCUGACACCUUCAGGACAGGCUUACAUAAGACCAGCAGUUGUACAAACGGUGAGAACGAAAGAAGAAAAGGAAGUCCUCGAACAUUUUGCUGGUGUGUUCACAAUGAUGAGUCCCAUUACAUUUAAAGAAAUCUUUUCUUCAGUGAUAGAGUACAUGGUGGAAAGGAUACACAACAACUAUGCUCUACAGAUUGUUGCCAACUCAUUUCUUGCCAAUCUCCAGACGUCUGCUACAUUUGCUACAAUUCUUGUCGAGUAUUUGCUCGACAGACUGGAAGAAAUGGGAUCCAACAUGGAUCGGUCCAAUCUGUAUCUCAAGUUGUUCAAACUGGUUUUUGGAUCUGUGUCUCUGUUUGCUGCAGAAAAUGAACAGAUGUUAAAGCCUCACCUUCAUACAAUAGUGAAUCGGUCCAUGGAGCUGGCAAUGAGUGCGAAGGAGCCAUACAAUUACUUCCUGUUGCUGCGUGCUCUGUUCCGGUCCAUUGGAGGAGGCAGCCAUGAUCUCCUGUACCAAGAAUUCCUUCCUUUACUGCCAAAUCUGCUUCAAGGUCUGAACAGUCUACAGAGUGGGUUGCACCGUCAGCACAUGAAGGAUCUGUUUGUAGAACUCUGUCUCACUGUUCCGGUCCGUCUCAGCUCCCUUCUGCCGUACCUGCCCAUGUUAAUGGAUCCGCUCGUCUCCGCACUCAACGGCUCUCAGACGCUCGUUAGUCAGGGCUUGAGAACUCUGGAGCUGUGUGUUGACAAUCUGCAGCCUGACUUCCUGUACGACCACAUACAGCCAGUGCGAGCAGAGCUGAUGCAGGCACUGUGGCGCACUCUCCGCAACCCUCAGGACAACAUCGCACACGUGGCCUUCCGAGUCCUCGGCAAGUUUGGCGGGGGCAACCGCAAGAUGUUGAGAGAGCCGCAGAAGCUGCAGUACAAUGAUAAGGAAACUGUAGGUCCUUGCAUCACAAUCCACUUUCAGGACUGCAAAUCAGCAAUUUCACUGCCUGUUGAAAAGGCCAUCGACACAGCUCUGAUGUCACUAAAGAGCAGUUCGACGGACGCCUACAGUCGACGCCAGGCGUGGGAACUCAUCCGGUGUUUCCUCGUGUCCGUGAUGAGUUUAGAAGAUGACAAACAAACGAUGACACAUCUGUUCACUCAUCCAAGCUUCAUGGAAAAGGAGAUCUUAGGCCAUUCUGGUAGUUUGUACAAGAAUCCAGACUCACACUCGAGGAAAGUUCACGAGCAGGCGUUGACUGGGAUGUUCAUUGCGGCUGCCAUAAAGGAAUUACGACAGUCUGCAUUGCCAUUCAUGGCCUACAUGGUUCGUCAUUACACAAUGAUUGCGAUAUCACAGCAGUGUGGUCCGUUUGCUGUUGGAGACAAACAGAACAAGCUGCAGGGGAUGGACACGCAGAUUCUGAUAGACGCGCUGGCCGUCAUCAUGGGCCACGAGGAAAAGGAACUGUGUAAACCGGGCAACCUGGCUCUCGUCUUUAUUCAGGACACUGCCACCACCAUACUGGGAUCAAAGGAAAAAGCAUGUCAGCUUCCAUUAUUUGAAUAUCUUGUGGACAGAAUGUGUUCUUUGUGUUACGACAGGGCCUGGUAUGCAAAAUAUGGAGGGUGUCUGGCUAUCAAGUUUUUGUCUGAGAGAAUGGCCCUGAAAUGGGUUUUGGAGCACCAGUUCCUCUUCCUCAAAGCACUGCUGUUUGUGAUGAUGGAUUUGACAGGGGAGGUUUCCAGUGGUGCGGUGGACUUGGCCAAGUCUAACCUAAAGAACAUGCUGGUUCUGUGUGCCAAGGAGCCCGACUCGAGUCUGAUCUCCGAGGAACUGAUAAGUGCUCAGAAGAAAUCCUUUUAUGAGGUGACCCAUGAACUUGUCCGCCAGGUGACGUCCACGAACACCUUGGUCAGAGAACAGGCGAUGAAUUCCCUGGAUGUGUUAUCGAAGACGACUGGGAAGACGAUAACGGAGAUUAUGGAACCGCACAAAGAUGUUUUGCAGGACAUGAUUCCACCGAAGAAACACCUUCUACGUCACCAGCCACUCAACGCACAGAUUGGACUCAUGGAAGGCAACAUGUUUUGCACAAGCCUCGACCCACGCCUCUUCACUAUUGAUGUAAACAUUGUGGAACACAAUGUCUUCUUUACAGAACUGAUCAGUCUGUGUGAAGCAGAGGAUGCCAUCUUGCUGAAGUUGCCCUGCUACAAGAACAUAACCAACCUGGUCCCACUUCGGACUAGUGCUCUGAGGGCUCUGGCUGCCUGUCAUUACAUCCCGGCACGACGAGACAAAAUCUUUGGGAUCCUGUACAAAGCCUUGAACAGCACAAACAGCGAUCUGCAGGAGGCUGCUCAUGAGUGCAUGAAAAAGUUUAUUGCUGGGUGUACAAUAGACACUGAGACAGUCUACAAUUCGAUACGACCACUGCUGAUGAAGUUGGGAGAUUUCCGCAGUCUGACCCUGAACGUCAUCCAGCGCUUGUCGAGUCUCGUUCAGCUGUUUCCAAACACGUUCAACGAGAAGCUCUGUGAUCAACUGAUGCAACAUUUGCAGAAAUGGAUGGAUGUGACAGCUCUCGCACAAAAGUCUGGACAGAAACCAUCCACAGGCCAGGACAUGAAGACGUGUGCUGCGAUUGUGAAUAUUUUCCACCUGAUUCCUGCUGCCAGUAAGAACAUGAUCGAUCCACUCACGACUCUAGUUCUACGUGGAGAGAAACAGCUUCUAAUCGAGGCCGGAAGUCCUUUUCAUGAACCUCUGAUGAAAUUUCUCCUGCGUUACCCAGCACAAACUAUCGAGUUUUUCCUCACGGAGAACGCAUUGAAAGAUCAACAAUACAACAGAUACCUGGAGUAUUUGCUAAACCAUGCUGAUGGGAAGCCAUUCCGUAAAGUACUACAGUCAAAUCCACAGAGACUGGUCAACAUGGCAUUUGGGCAACUCCAGGGUCAAACUGCCUCUCAGCUUGCUGUGACUGGUACCACGAAGUACGAGUUGCAGUACGAGGCAAUACGACUCAUCAACAUCUUGGUGCACUUCGAUGAUGACUGGCUGCCGAACCAUUCGCAAGUCGUUACACAGUUGUUAAAAAUCUGGGUUUCAGAGGGCUUUCAAGAGCGACAUAAAAAAGUGGACUCGCUGGAUUUUGUUCACUGGAAAGAACCAUCUCUUUUGGUUGGAUGUCUUCUCAACUAUUUUAAUCACCACACAAAUGAGAUUGACUUGCUGUUCCACAUCCUAAGAUGUUUCACUCACCGGUACAUCCCACAGUUCCAGUUUGUCAAGGAGUUCCUCGAACAGACGGUGGCAGCAACCUACACGGUUGAGUGGAAAAGAAAGGCUUUCUUCAAGUUUGUUGAUGUCUUCCAUGACCAGACAAACUGGCCACAGGAACUAAAGGCAAAAAUUCUGCAGCACGUGCUCAUCCCGUGUUUCCAGUGCUCAUUCGAGAAGGGUGAUGGCGACCUUCUGAUUGGAGGUCACCCCGCGCCCGACCAGGACAAUGAGGAGAACGUGAUCAGUAUCUUCAUCACGCGCAUCAUCGACCCUGAAAACCCGUUUGGUACCUCGGACGCCGUCCGCAUCCUGCUGCUGCAGUUCUCCUCCCUGCUGGUGGAGCAGGCAUCCCCACACAUACAUGACGCAGCUAACAAGAAACAAGGGAACAAGUUACGUAGACUGAUGACAUUUGCGUGGCCGUGCCUCCUGUCUAAGAACUGUGUUGACCCGGCAACCAAAUACCAUGGCCAUCUCCUCCUGGCACACAUCAUCGCCAAGUUUGCCAUCCACAAGAGAAUUGUGCUUCAGGUGUUUCACAGUUUGUUAAAGGCGCAUGCUGUUGAAGCUCGCACUGUCGUUCGACAAGCUUUAGAAAUACUGACGCCUGCCAUGCCUGGGAGGAUGGAAGAUGGCAAUGGCAUGCUCACCCACUGGACAAAGAAGAUCAUUGUAGAGGAGGGGCACAGUGUGGGACAGCUUGUUCAUAUCUUGCAGUUGGUUGUGCGACACUACAAAGUGUACUAUCCAGUCCGACAUCACCUCAUUCAACACAUGGUCAACUCCUUACACCGUCUUGGCUUUACUCCAAGUGCGACGAUAGAGCAUCGUAAGUUAGCUGUGGAGUUGGCCGAUGUGAUCAUCAAGUGGGAGCUACAGAGAAUCAAGGAUGAUCAGGACCCGAACUUUGAGGCGGAACAAGAAGCGUCUCAGUUGUUUGACAACAUGCAGGUGAAGAGAUCGCCAUCUGUCGAUUCUCCACAGGAAGCCAAACGUUCACGACACUCAUCAGGAGCGAGUGGACGUAGCCAGACUGAUGUUAACAAACCGAUUGAGAAGCAGUUUUGUGAUGCUGUUGUGAAUUUUCUCCUUCGAAUUGCCUGUCAGGUGAACGAGGCUUCAGCAUCAAUAGGAUCUCCAGGUGAGGUGUUGUCACGGCGAUGUGUGGCGCUGCUGAAGAUAGUUCUGAGGCCGGACUUCUGGUCGAAUGCGGAGCUUAAGCUGGCGUGGUUUGACAAGCUGUUGACAACAGUCGAGAACCACCAGCCGAACUUCGCCAACAUCUGUACAGCACUGGAGCUGUUGACCUUCCUCCUCUCCAUUCUGAAAAGGGAGACAAUCCUGGCCAGCUUCAAGCCACUGCAGCGUGGUAUUGCUGCGUGUAUGACCUGUCCGAACACCAAGGUGAUCCGAGCCGUGCACAGCCUGCUGUCUCGCCUCAUGAGUCACUUCCCGACAGAGCCGGUCACGUCGAACGUGGCGUCCAAGUAUGAAGAACUGGAAUGUCUGUACGCCUGUGUCAGCAAGGUCAUAUAUGAAGGGCUCACUAACUACGAGAAAAACAGCAAUGGUUCCCCGUCCCAGCUGUUCAGCACCCUGAUGAUCCUGAAGGCGGCGUGCAUGCACAACCAGUGUUACAUUGACCGACUGAUCACCACGUUCAUGAAGGUCCUACACAAGAUGGCCCGCGAGCACCUCACCCCAACCACGCCAGAAUCCAGCCCAGCAGUAGCAAGCGAGUUGCUGAUUCUGAGUCUGGACCUGGUGAAGAACAGAGUUGGCGUCAUGAGCCUGGAGAUGAGGAAGAGUUUUAUUGGUCAGAUCCUCGUCGGGCUCAUCGAGAAAACGCCAGAUAAUAAAGUCAUGAAAGCCAUAACCAAGAUGGUUGAAGAUUGGGUUAAAAUAAAGACUCCAAUAGCCAUUAAUCAGUCUCCGUCGAUACGGGAGAAGGCGAUCCUGUUGAUGAAACUGAUGCAGAACGUAGAGAAGAGAUUCCCAGAUGACCAGGAACUAAACGCUCAAUACCUUGAUCUCGUCAACUACAUAUACAGAGAUGACAGUUUGAGUGGCAGUGAACUGACGUCAAAGCUGGAGCAGGCGUUUUUAUCUGGUCUACGCUGUAACCAAAGCCCCAUCAGACAGAAGUUUGUCGAGGUUUUUGAGAACAGUAUAAUGCGACGAGUGUUUGAUCGACUUCUUUACAUAACGUGUUCUCAGAACUGGGAGGCAAUGGGCUCACAUUUCUGGAUCAAGCAGUGCAUAGAGCUUCUGUUGUCUGUUGCUGUGAAUGGGUUGUCCAUACAGAGUUCUUCGCCCAUGAAUCUGUUACCCUCAGCCUGCUCGGUUGUGAAUCUGGCCGACAGUCACGAUCGUGCAUCCUUCGCCACGAUUGUCCGGAUGAAAGAGGAGCCAAUGGAUGUGGAAAGCCUGGACUCCAACAAGGAAGAUGAGGAUAUUGACAUAGAUCUUUCAAGUGUGUCACCAGACGAGGGACUGUCAAAAGACGUGCCCAAGAAAGAGAUGGAAGACCCCAAACAAACCUUGCAGACGUUACUUCAGCGACAAGCCAAGUUUCUAGAAAACUGCAGAGAAAUCAAGACUGUCCAGUACUUGAAUUCCCUUUCUCAGCUUUCUCAUGGCAACACUGACCUUGCACACGACACCUGGCUGGAGCUGUUUCCACGGAUUUGGAAGAUACUGUCGGAGAAGCAGCAGCAGCUACUGAGUGCUGAGCUGGUGCCGUUCUUGUGUAGCGGCAGUCACGUCAUACAGAAGGACUGUCAGCCGAGCGCUGUGCACUGUUUCCUUGAGGGACUGUCUCUGUGUGUUCCAGCCAUACCAGUCAGGCCUUGUGUUCUCAAGUACCUUGGUCGCACACACAACCUGUGGCAUCGGACGAGUCUGCUGCUGGAACAGAUGGCUUUUGAAAACAACUCGACCGCCCUGGUGAAAAACAGGCCUAGUAGUGAAUACGAGUUUGAACCCACCUUGGCUUCACCUCAUCAGGAGACGUUGGAUGCUCUCUGUGACCUGUACUCUUUACUGAAGGAGGAAGAUAUGUGGUGUGGUCUGUGGCAGAAGCGCGCCAAGUACACCGAAACUAACACUGCGAUUGCUUAUGAACAGCAUGGCUUUUUUGAACAGGCACAAAAUGCAUAUGAGAUGGCGCUGACAAAAGCUCGACAGGAUCACAACACAAGUCCAGCUUCUCCAUCGGUUUUACCUGAAUACAGACUCUGGGAAGAUCACUGGAUCAGGUGCUCCAAGGAACUGCAUCAGUGGGACUUGUUGCUGGAGUAUGCCAAUUCCAAGGGUAACACCAACUCCAACCUGGUCUUGGAAAGUGCGUGGAGAGUCCCAAAGUGGGCCCUCAUGAAGGAUUCACUCGCGCAGGUUGAAUUGAGCUGUCCGAAGGAGCUGGCAUGGAAAGUGAAUUUGUAUCGAGGCUACAUUGCUAUUUGUCAUCCUGACGACCACCAUCUCAACAUGGUCAUGAUUGAGCGUCUGGUUGAGGUGUCCAGUAACCUGGCUAUAAAGGAGUGGAGGCGACUUCCCAGUAUCGUGUCUCAUAUCCAUGUUCCACUGCUACAGGCAGCCCAGCAGAUCAUGGAACUGCAGGAAGCGGCUCAGAUAAAUCAGGGACUCCAGCCUGGCAACAUCACGCGCAGUUCUUCGGUCCACGACAUGAAGGCCAUCGUCAAGACGUGGAAGAAUCGACUGCCGAUGAUAUCUGACGAUCUGUCUCACUGGAGCGACAUCUUCACGUGGAGACAGCAUCACUAUCAGUUUAUUGUCAACCACUACGACUCACACGCUCAGACUGAUCCACAGAAUAACCACUCCAUGCUUGGUGUCCAUGCCUCUGCUCAGGCUAUAAUACAUUUUGGAAAGAUUGCCCGGAAACACAAUCUCACCGGAGUCUCCCUGGAUACUCUUAGCAGAAUUCAUACAAUUCCAAGUGUGCCUAUUGUGGACUGCUUCCAAAAAAUCCGUCAGCAAGUCAAAUGUUACCUGCAGAUGUCGGGAGUGAUGGGCAAAAAUGAACUGAAUGAGGGCCUUGAAGUGAUAGAGUCUACGAACCUGAAGUAUUUCACCAAGGAAAUGACGGCCGAGUUUUAUGCGUUGAAAGGCAUGUUCCUGGCCCAGAUAAACCGGUCGGAGGACGCCAACAAGGCCUUCUCCGCGGCCGUACAGAUGCACGACACUCUUGUUAAGGCCUGGGCCUUGUGGGGAGACUACUUGGAGGCGGUUUUCACUAAAGACAAACAAAUUCAACAAGGGGAGUUUGCCAUCACUUGUUACCUCCAUGCCUGUCGUCACCAGAACGAAGGCAAGUCACGGAAAUACUUGGCCAAAGUUCUGUGGUUGUUGACGUAUGAUGACGAGAAGCUUACUCUGGCCAGCGCAGUCGACAAGUAUUGUGUUGGGGUGCCGCCAAUUCAGUGGUUGCCAUGGAUUCCUCAACUGCUGACGUGCCUGGUCCGCAGUGAAGGUCGACUAAUCAUGAACCUGCUCAGUCAGGUCGGUCGCAUGUACCCACAGGCCGUGUACUUCCCCAUCCGGACGCUCUACCUCACACUGAAGAUAGAACAGCGCGAGAGAUACAAAAGUAGUGGUGAUCUGACAACAUGUGGAAGUCGUAGUCUUGCAGCAACUACUACUACAACAACACCAACGACCACCCCGGCAGUGACAUCGGCACCAGCCACUCCAGAAAUAACUGCCACAACAACAACAUCGGUUACAGAUUCAACAACCACCACUUUGUCGACGGCGUCCAACCAGCCAGCGAAGACUGGAACGAGUCAGAGCGAUGCAGGACCCAUCAAGGCACCGGCGCCCAUGUGGAGGUGCAGUCGAAUCAUGCACAUGCAGAGAGAUCUACACCCAACCAUCCUCUCAUCUUUGGAGGGAAUUGUAGACCAGAUGGUGUGGUUUCGUGAGAACUGGUAUGAGGAGGUUCUGCGUCAACUCAGACAGGGUCUGGCCAAGUGCUACGCUGUUGCCUUUGAGAACCGCGGCUCGGUGGCAGAGGCAACCAUCACUCCACACACUCUGAACUUCGUUAAGAAGCUCGUGAGUACAUUUGGUGUCGGGAUAGAAAAUGUGUCGAGCGUGUCGUCAACAUUCUCUAGUGCUGCGUCGGAGUCUCUGGCACGUCGUGCUCAGGCCACCGCCCAGGAUCCUAUCUUUCAGAAGAUGAAGAGUCAGUUCACUACAGAUUUUGACUUCAGUGUCCCGGGCUCCACGAAGCUGCACAAUCUGAUCAACAAGCUGAAGAAAUGGAUUAAAAUCCUGGAGGCUAAAACCAAACUUCUACCCAAGUCAUUCCUGAUAGAAGAGAAAUGUCGUUUCCUUAGCAACUUUUCUCUCAACACAGCUGAAGUAGAAUUACCCGGGGAGUUCCUGUUGCCAAAGCACAGUCACUACUAUGUGCGAAUCGCUCGGUUUAUGCCACGUGUGGAGAUCGUACAAAAACACAACACAGCAGCUAGAAGAUUGUAUAUCCGAGGACACAAUGGAAAGAUUUACCCUUACCUAGUGGUCAAUGAUGCCUGUUUAACAGAAUCCAGACGGGAAGAGAGAGUCCUACAAUUAUUAAGAAUGUUGAACCAUUUCCUCGCAAAACAAAAGGAAACCUGUCGGCGACUGUUGUACUUCACAGUUCCUCGUGUGGUUGCCGUCUCACCACAGAUGAGACUGGUCGAAGACAACCCGGCCUCCAUCUCGCUACUGGAAAUAUACAAACAGCGAUGCAGCAAGCGUGGUUUGGAGCACGACGCUCCAAUAGCUCGGUAUUACGAGAGACUAGUCACGGUCCAGGCACGCGGGUCACAGGCCAGUCAUCAGGUCCUGCGCGACAUCUUGAAGGAGGUUCAGGCCAACAUGGUGCCCCGGGGCCUGCUCAAGGAGUGGGCACUCAACACGUUUCUUAACGCCACAGAUUACUGGACAUUCAGGAAAACCCUGACCAUUCAGCUGGCGUUGAUGGGUUUUGCCGAGUUCGUCCUGCACUUGACCCGAAUGAACCCAGACAUGAUGUAUCUACACCAGGAUUGUGGCUACCUGAACAUUUCGUACUUCAAAUUCGACAUUGACGAUCAAACAGGUGAGCUUGAUGCGAAUCGUCCCGUGCCAUUCCGCUUGACACCGAACAUCGCUGAAUUUCUCACGACGACGGGAGUCACGGGACCCCUGACUGCAUCCAUGGUGGCAGCCGCCCGCUGCUUCGUCCAGCCGCAGUACAAACUGCCGAGUUUCCUGAGAGCCAUUCUUCGCGAUGAGUACAUCACGUGGCAUAAAAAGAAACACGAGGAGACGAACCCGAGCACGGAGCCAGUGGACAUGGAAGGAGAACAGCUGAUCAGCAUGGUGAACAAGUCCGUGUCCGCCAUCACAACCAGGCUGCAGAAUCUUGCUACAUAUGAUGGAGCAGAGAGUCGCGUGAGCACUUUGGUAGCAGCUGCCAACAGCCACGACAAUCUGUGUCGUAUGGACCCAGCAUGGCACUCGUGGCUAUAACACAUUAAAGAAAGAAUGACAUGACUAUAUAUGCUCUGGGAAGGGCUUCAGCAUAUCAAGAACAGAAUGACAUGACAGUCUGUGUCGUAUGGACCCAGCAUGGCACUUGUGGCUAUAACACAUUAAAGAAAGAAUGACAUGACUAUAUAUGCUCUGGGAAGGGCUUCAGCAUAUCAAGAACAGAAUGACAUGACAGUCUGUGUCGUAUGGACCCAGCAUGGCACUCGUGGCUGUAACACAUUAAAGAAAGAGUGGCAUGACUAUGCUCUGUGAAGGGCUUCAGCACAUCAAGAACAGAAUGAUAUGACAGUCAGUGCCAUAUCGACCCAAGACAGUAUUCCUGGAUGUAACACAUUAAAUAAUGACAUGACAAUAUAUGCUCUACAAAGGGCUUCAGCAUAUCAAGAAAAGAAUGAUGUGACAGUUUGUGUUGUAUGGGCCCAGCAUGGUAUUCUUAGCUGUAACACAUUAAAUAAUGACAUGCCAAUACAUGCUUUAUGCAGGACUUCAGCAUAUCAAGAACAGAAUGAUAUGACAGUCUGUGUUGUAUGGACCCAACAUGGUAUUCUUAGCUGUAACACAUUAAAUAAUGACAUACCAUGCUUUAUGCAGGACUUCAGCAUAUCAAGAACAGAAUGAUAUGACAGUCUGUGUUGUAUGGACCCAACAUGGUAUUCUUAGCUGUAACACAUUAAAUAAUGACAUACCAUGCUUUAUGCAGGACUUCAGCAUAUCAAGAACAGAAUGAUAUGACAGUCUGUGUUGUAUGGACCCAACAUGGUAUUCUUAGCUGUAACACAUUAAAUAAUGACAUGCCAAUACAUGCUUUAUGCAGGACUUCAGCAUAUCAAGAACAGAAUGAUAUGACAGUCUGUGUUGUAUGUACCCAACAUGGUAUUCUUAGCUGUAACACAUUAAAUAAUGACAUGCCAAUACAUGCUUUAUGCAGGACUUCAGCAUAUCAAGAACAAAAUGAUAUGACAGUCUGUGUUGUAUGGACCCAACAUGGUAUUCUUAGCUGUAACACAUUAAAUAAUGACAUACCAUGCUUUAUGCAGGACUUCAGCAUAUCAAGAACAGAAUGAUAUGACAGUCUGUGUUGUAUGGACCCAACAUGGUAUUCUUAGCUGUAACACAUUAAAUAAUGACAUGCCAAUACAUGCUUUAUGCAGGACUUCAGCAUAUCAAGAACAGAAUGAUAUGACAGUCUGUGUUGUAUGUACCCAACAUGGUAUUCUUAGCUGUAACACAUUAAAUAAUGACAUGCCAAUACAUGCUUUAUGCAGGACUUCAGCAUAUCAAGAACAAAAUGAUAUGACAGUCUGUGUUGUAUGGACCCAACAUGGUAUUUCUGGCUGUAACCUGUUAAAGAAAUAAUGACAUGAUAAUACAUGCUCUAUACAGGACUUAGCAUACCAAUGACAGAAUCGAAUCCUAUGGCAGUCUGUGCUAAAACAUGUUAAAAAAAGAAUGACAUAACAAUAUAUGCUUGAUGCAAGGCUUUCAGCAUAUAGAAAACGGAAUGAUGUGUCAUUUGGACCCAAAAUGGUAUUCCUGGCUGUAACACAUUAAAUAAUAACAUGCCAAUAUAUGCUCUGUGCAGGACUUCAGCAUAUCGUGAACAGAAUGAUAUGACUGUCUGUGCCAUAUGGGCCCCGUAUUUCAUUCCUGGCUGUGACACAUUAAAUAAUAACAUGCCAAUAUAUGCUCUGUGCAGGACUUCAGCAUAUCAAGAAUAGAAUGAUAUGAUUGUCUGUGCCAUGUGGGCCCAGUAUUUCAUUCCUGGCUGUGACACAUUAAAUAAUGGCAUAACCGUUGUAUUGUACAUGCCAGGUUCAGCAUAUCGAGAACGGAAUGAGUUAAAUUAUUCCACUAAUGUCAUAAUGAGCUGUAACUUGUGCUUUGAUUUACGGAUAUUACCAGAUAUUAUAGUUCAAAUACUGACGAGUACAUGUUUUAUGUACAUGUGCUAAACAAAAUGUAAAGGUUUCUUUAUAUGCAUAAGUCAUUUUCUAACAGUGUGUACACUUAACAGAAAUAGUAUUUUCCUGCAUUCCACUUUUCAUUUCAGUCCUAUCUGCACUAUUCUUACAGUAGGUAUCAGAUGGUCUUUUUUUGCAUGGUCUUUUUGUUUCUGAUCAUCACAGCAGUGAUUGUUUCAUGUUACAUGAUAACAGUGCCCAGAUUAUUGUGAAAGGAACACUAAUGACAUGACUGGGUCAGUGUGCUUAAAUUUUAAAUUUCUUUUCGUUCAUUUCAACUUAUUUUCGUGCUUAUAUAUCCAGUUAAGGUUCGAGGAGGCUGUCCUGGGCACACACAUCAGCUAUCUGGGCUGUCUGUCCAGGACAA